Messenger RNA from Gambusia affinis (western mosquitofish), 3871 nucleotides. Its product is annotated as moesin-like. Gene Ontology annotation, molecular function: cell adhesion molecule binding; actin binding. The transcript has 16 exons. Bases 1285 to 2994 code for a protein of 569 amino acids. NCBI's taxonomy places the organism in Eukaryota, Metazoa, Chordata, Actinopteri, Cyprinodontiformes, Poeciliidae. Gene Ontology annotation, biological process: positive regulation of protein localization to early endosome; regulation of cell shape; regulation of organelle assembly. The record is from RefSeq and is a predicted model, not a curated record. Gene Ontology annotation, cellular component: adherens junction; cytoskeleton; apical part of cell.
CUGUCCCGUCUUUAGACAGGAGGCUCCGGCGCAGAUGGCAGCCUGUCAGAUUUAUGGCAUUGUUCAAACCCACGAGGAAGCUCUGCUUAUUUGUCGGGGCACACCAGAAGUCGCCGGUGAAAUGGCUGCGGACACGUGAGGGUCCUCUGACACAAGCUCACUGAAACCUUUCCAAGAACAAGAGACUCGAUAGGAGCUGAAAAACCAUUAACCGGAUUUUGACCACGCAGGUUAACUUCCUCGCAUUGCAUCUUUAAAUAGUGUUGAUUAUUUGAAGGAUUGCCAAAUCUUUUAGUGAAAUACAAGAAUCUAUAGUUGGAUUUCUGUCCCUUUCUUUGCAUUUAAUAAAUGAAUAAAGCUGGAUCGGAAGCAGGCGCAGCUGAAUGUCUUCCAGGAAUCCUUUUCUUGCUCUAACGUGUCGCAGCAAAUGUAUUCGUGCCCUUUGAACCCUUUCACAAUUUGUCGCGUUACAGAAACGAGAUACAAACUUCUGUGUCGUAAAUUUAGAUCUUAUUUUAUUUGGAAGUGGGAGGAAAAGCAGAUGUGGGCUGCAUUUUUUUAUUUUUUUAAAGUGAAACCUUACCCCUGUGGCAUGCAUUUCUAUUCAUUAAAUCCAAUGCAGCGUCCUAGUUUUGGGCUAUGGAUAGUUAGCUAGUUGGACUCACUGGAGUUUCUUUUUUGGAGUGCCAGAUUGAAACCGGUUGAUUAUUCCACAUUUUUCAGACUUCUGUUAUUAAGAAUUGAGGGUCGUUUUGCUUAGAGGGAAGUAAAUACAUGUGGAGAAUGAAAAUCCGCAGCAUUUUAAGUCCAAGCCUUUGAAAUGAACCUCUGUGUUCUUUAUUACCUGGCAUUCCUACUUGCUGCUAGUGUACUAGCAUACUUUACUGCAUAAUGUCUAAGGAUGAAAUUCUUUCUCCUGAACUUUUUCCUUUUUCUUUUUUUUUUUCCCCCCUCCCCCAAUUUCCAGAAUGUUUUGGCUUGCAUAGCAAUGAGGGGUGUUGAGAGCGCUUCUUGUAGACGAAAUCUGUAUUUUCCCUAAAGCUUUCUAGCAAAAGGUGAAACAGAUUUUCUCCGUGUUCCUGUGUCUGGAAACCCUUGGCUACAGUCAGCAGAGGACGCAACACCCCAUCACUAAAGGAGCUCUCCAGUUCUGUUACCGAAUCAUGCAUGGAAUGGGAGAAACUUUCCAAGAGAGAUGUUUUGCUGGUGCCUCACCCCCUGCAUCGUUUCGAAGGGACUUCCUGACAAGACCUUUUCUUCCUGAUUAAUGUCCGAGUUACAACAAUGGAUGCGGAGUUGGAGUUUGCCAUCCUGCCAAGCACGACUGGCAAACAGCUUUUUGACCAGGUGGUGAAGACGAUCGGACUAAGGGAAACAUGGUUCUUCGGCCUUCAGUAUCAGGACAGCAAAGGCUUCUCCACCUGGCUCAAGAUGAACAAAAGAGUGACGGCUCAAGAUGCGAAGAAGAACAACCCCCUGCUGAUUAAGUUCAGGGCCAGGUUUUACCCAGAGGAGGUAGCCGAGGAGCUGAUCCAGGAGGCAACGCAGCGCCUCUUCUUCCUGCAGGUGAAGGAGGGCAUCCUGAACGACGACAUAUACUGUCCGCCCGAGACUGCAGUGCUCCUGGCAUCGUAUGCAGUGCAAGUCAAACACGGAGACUACAGCAAAGAUUAUCACGUACCGGGAUACCUCACCAAAGAGAAGUUGCUGCCACAGAGGGUUUUGGAGCAGCACAAGCUGAAUAAGAAUCAGUGGGAGGAAAGAAUCCAGGUGUGGCAUCAAGAGCACAAGGGAAUGCUGAGGGAGGACGCAAUGCUGGAGUAUCUGAAGAUAGCGCAGGACCUGGAGAUGUACGGGGUCAACUACUUCAACAUCAAGAACAAGAAAGGGUCCGAGCUGUGGCUGGGAGUGGAUGCGCUGGGGCUGAACAUUUAUGACAAGAAAGACAAGAUGACCCCAAAGAUCGGCUUCCCCUGGAGUGAGAUAAGAAACAUCUCAUUCAACGACAAGAAAUUUGUCAUCAAGCCAAUUGACAAGAAAGCCCCGGACUUUGUUUUCUAUGUACCUCGUCUCCGCAUCAACAAACGCAUCCUGGCAUUGUGCAUGGGAAAUCAUGACCUGUACAUGCGCAGACGCAAACCUGACACCAUCGAGGUGCAGCAGAUGAAGGCCCAGGCCAGGGAGGAGAAGAACAAGAGGCAAAUGGAGCGGGCUCUGCUCGAGAGCGAGAAAAAAAAGCGAGAAAACGCCGAGAAGGAAACGGAGAAGAUUGCCCGGGAGACCAUGGAGCUGAUGGAACGAUUGAGACAGAUUGAAGAGCAGACAAAGAGAGCUCAAGACGAGUUGGAAGAGCAGACCCGCAGAGCCCUGGAGUUGGAAAAGGAGAGAACAAUCGCUCAGGAGGAGGCAGAGCGUCUGGACUACGACCGCAGAGCUGCAGUGGAGGCGAAAGCGGCCCUGCUACACCAUUCCGAGACCCAGAUCAAGAGCCAGGAAGGCCUGGCCACUGAGCUGGCUGAGCUUACCACUAAGAUCUCCCAGCUGGAAGAAGCCAAGAAGAAAAAGGACGAGGAGGCGCAGCAAUGGCAGAAAAGGGCCUUGAUGGUAGAAGCUGAUUUGGAGCGAACCAAAGACGAGCUGAAGACUAAACUAAUGGGUCUCCAAAUCCAGAACUCUGUUCACCCCCACAUGCACGAGCACGACGAGACGGACGAGAGCAGCGCCGAGGCGAGCGCCGAGCUGACCGCCCCCGGCAUGGUCCGCGACCGCAGCGAGGAGGAGAGGGUGACGGAGGCGCAGAAGAACCAGAGGCUGCAGAAGAACCUGAAGUUCCUGAGCACCGAGCUGGCCAGAGCCGUGGACGAGAGCAAGAAGACCCCCAAUGACCUGAUCCACGCUGAGAACGUGAGGGCAGGCCGUGACAAAUACAAGACCCUGCGUCAGAUUCGCCAGGGCAACACGAAGCAGCGCAUCGACGAGUUCGAGUCCAUGUAAGACGGCGAAGGCUCAGAGCUGCGCUUAAACAGCGAGGACGGAGUGGAGAUUUUAGAUGAGUAGAGGCUGAUUAUUACCCAGGAAAACGUCUCGAUGUAACCGAAUGUGACAGAAAUAUAAUUUAUCACGCCGUGAGUUCUUUGGCGUCUCCUUUUUUUUCUGUUUUUUUUUUUUUUUUUUUUGGAAAAUAACAAACUGCCCCCUGAAAGCACCCAGUAGUUGAAAACUUGUAUCUUUCUCACCCUUUGUUCCCCCCCUUACCCCCCCGAUGUCCCGGACAGUCUGAUUAUACACACACACACACACACACACACACCGUCCUUGUGAAACAUUUCCCCGCCGUGGACCGAUCGGGAAAACAUUUUGAGCCGCUUUGCAGGUAUUCCAUGUUACACUUGUUGUCUGUCUUAGAGAAUUAAGAGAAAGUAAAAAAAUAAAUGCUCCUGGAGCAAAAAUCAGUCCUACUCCGUUUUCUGUUCUGUUUCCAUAUGAAUGAGUGAGCGAGCAUCACCUUCAAUGUGCCUAACGAAGCAUAUCAUCGCCAAUUAUAACUUUUCCCAUUCAUGUACACAAAACACCGAGUUCCCACCAUCAUCUCCUCAUCACUGCACUUACACUUUUAUUACCCAGUCUUGCAAAAAUGAAUGUGUUUGGAUACAAAUCAAAAAAUUUGGAGCAGUUCUGUUGGGUCUUUAUUCCCUCCCUGCACCCUCUCCUCCCCACCUCUAUUGAAUGAAAAUACAAAGGUACAUUAUUAGGCUACAUUUGUUUUGUUUACCGUUAAUAAUUGUUUUAAACAUGAGUGAACUGUUCACACUUGUAAGCUUGUCGUAAUUAGAGAAUAAAGGAGUGCACCCUGGGUACAUGUCGGUUUAUG